CGGUGCCGGGCGGUGCUGCCCGGCACAAAGAUGGCGGCCGUGCCCGGCACAAAGAUGGAGGCCGCAGCCGUGCAGCGGAGGUUAUUGCCCGGCACAAAGAUGGCGGCCGCAGGGUGCAGCGGAGGGUAUUGCCUGGCACAAAGAUGGCGACCAGGGAGGCGCUCUGGCUUCGGGUUUCCGCAGGGAGCGCGACUCUGACGUCAUCCCUCUGCGACACCUCGGGGCCGCGUGGAUCAUGGAGGGGGAGAACGGGGCGACCCCGGGACCGGGAGCGACCCCCGAGGGGCCCAGCGGGGCUGCCUCGGCUCGGCGGCGGCGGAAAGGCGGCAAGAAGCGGCAGGAGGCGGUGGCAGCCAUCCCGCGGGGCAAGCCCAAGUCGGGACGUGUGUGGAAGGAUCCCGGGAAGAAGAGGUUCUCCCACAUGAUCCAGGACAAGGCGCUGCGCAGCUCCUGGGCACGGAAAAUGAAGGAGAGGCAGGAGAAGAAGCUGGUCCAGGAUCUGGCGCGGCAGCUGGAGGAAGCAAAGCAGAGGGAGAAAGAGGAAAAGAAGCGGCGGCGGGAGGAAAACCUGAAGCGGCGCCUGGAAAACGAGCGGAAAGCCGAGAUUGUCCAAGUGAUCCGGAACCCCCUGAAGCUGAAGAGGGCCAAGAAGAAGCAGCUGAGGCGGGUGGAAAAGCGGGACACGCUGGCCCGGCUCCAGAAGACGCCCGUGAGGCGCAGCACGGCCACGGAAUGAGGCGGGAAUCAGGAUACUGCCGUGCCCAAGCCAGGAUUCCUACAGAUCCUGCUCCUUUCUGGGGCUUUUCCUUCAGCUUGCCAGGCAGGAAUCGCUGCCAGGACCAUCAGUGUUGGACGAGCAACAGGACAGGGCUGAGGGGGUGUAUUCCACAGGAACCAGCUGCUGGAUCCCCCAAGCCCUGUGGGAUCAGGAUGUGGCCUGUGCCAGGGGCUGGAAUAGAACUUUGCUUUCCCAAAUUUGCCUUUUCCUUAUAAAAAAUGAAUAGGAACUGA
Messenger RNA from Oenanthe melanoleuca, 1011 nucleotides. It is a transcript of the gene CCDC86, whose product is annotated as coiled-coil domain containing 86. The record is from RefSeq and is a predicted model, not a curated record. The transcript has 4 exons. NCBI's taxonomy places the organism in Eukaryota, Metazoa, Chordata, Aves, Passeriformes, Muscicapidae. Bases 236 to 736 code for a protein of 166 amino acids. Gene Ontology annotation, cellular component: nucleolus.